Hippocampus zosterae (dwarf seahorse) is the source of this 5521-nucleotide messenger RNA. RefSeq names its product integrin, alpha 7 (gene itga7). The coding region runs from base 233 to 3574 and encodes 1113 amino acids. The record is from RefSeq and is a predicted model, not a curated record. The transcript has 25 exons. Gene Ontology annotation, cellular component: external side of plasma membrane; integrin complex. Gene Ontology annotation, molecular function: integrin binding. Lineage: Eukaryota; Metazoa; Chordata; Actinopteri; Syngnathiformes; Syngnathidae. Gene Ontology annotation, biological process: cell-cell adhesion; integrin-mediated signaling pathway; cell adhesion mediated by integrin.
UCGUCCCUCGUCUCCCCCGGGUGCGCAGAGGAGCAGGAGAGGGGAGGAGGCGCGGACUGCACACUUGCACUCUGGUAGCCAACGGGAGCACAUUGAGCCCAGGCUGCCACCCCCCCGCCCGCUUCACAGACUGCACUAAAAAGCCACAACAAGAGGAUUUCCCGCCGCAAGAUCAGGAUUUCCUCCUCGGAAUUGCUUGGAGACCUUCUAAUUCUGCUUUUGAAGCUUCAGCAUGGCAGAAGCGGCCCUGGGUGGACACCUGAGGGCCAGGAUGGGUCUCCUGUGGGCUCUGCUGACUCUCCUCAACCACGUGGGGGCUUUCAACCUGGAUACUACUCACACGCUACACAAGCUGGGGGACCGAGGGACCUUUUUUGGUUUCUCUCUCGCUCUCCACCAGCAGCUCACCCCAGAACCUCAGAGCUGGAUCCUGGUGGGGGCGCCGCAGGCUGCCGGCCAGGGUUUGUUGCGAGGUAGUCGACCGGGUGCUUUGUUCAAGUGUCCUAUCACGCCUGAGGAAUAUGACUGUGAGAGGGUGGACAUUGAUGGUGAAGUGAGUCUAAAUAAAGAGAACAAAGACAACCAGUGGCUGGGAGUUACUGUCAAGAGCCAAGGCAUUGGAGGGAAGGUGGUGACCUGCGCUCACCUGUACGAGCUCAGGCAGCGUGUGCACCAACCCUCCGAGACGCGUGAUCCCAUUGGACGCUGCUACGUCCUGAGUGAAGACCUGACGGAGCGAGACGACCUAGACGGAGGAGAAUGGAAGUUCUGUGAGGGUCGGCCGCAGGGUCACGAGCAGUUUGGCUUCUGUCAGCAGGGUCUUUCCGUCAGUUUCACCCCAGACAACAACUUCAUCUUGUUUGGGGCCCCGGGCACGUACAACUGGAAAGGUGAAAUGCGCGUGCAGCUGCUUAAUCAGACGCUGCUCGACCUUGGUUUCUAUGAUGACGGACCCUACGAGGUGGCGGAUCAGAAACAGCUUAAUGCCCGGCUCAUCCCUGUGCCCUACCACAGUUACCUGGGAUUCUCUGUCGACUCGGCCAUGGGAAUAAUGAGACUUGGAGAGUUGACCUUUGUGGCGGGUGCACCGCGGGCAAAUCACACGGGGGCUGUGGUGCUGCUACGCAAGGACAACGUUUACCGGCUGGUGCCCGAGCACAUUUUCUGGGGAGAGGAGCUGGCAUCUUCCUUCGGCUACUCCGUGGCGACCACUGAUCUCAACAAUGAUGGCUGGACUGACCUGAUUGUGGGAGCGCCCAACUUCUUUGACCGUAAGGCAGAGAUCGGCGGUGCUGUCUACGUAUACCUGAACCCCUUCGGUCACUGGGACGAUCAGGCCCGGCCCAUCCGUCUCAAUGGGACGUAUGACUCCAUGUUUGGCAUGACGGUCAACAACAUCGGCGAUCUGGACCAGGACGGAUAUGGAGACAUCGCUGUUGGAGCUCCGUUCGACGGGGACGGCAAGGUGUUCAUCUAUCGAGGCUCGGAUGCAGGAAUCGAAACCAAACCCGCUCAGGUGCUGGAUGGCCGAGACUUUGAAGUGAGGCGUUUUGGAUACUCCAUCUCAGGUGGCUUGGAUGUGGAUGAGAACCACUAUCCAGACCUCGCCGUGGGCUCGCUCAAUAAUUCAGUGGUGCUCUUCAGGUCUCACCCAGUCAUUCACGUGAUUCGGGAAAUCUCUAUUGACCCACAAUACAUUGAUCUGGCCCAGCCUAACUGUAAGGGCAGAGAUGGAGUUUGCAUCGAGGUCAAGGCCUGCUUUGUCUAUGCAGCCCACCCAGUGCACUACUCACCACAUAUAACCCUGGUGGUACGCUUUGAAGCCGACUCGGAGCGCAGGAAGCUGGGCCUCCCCCACCGUGUAAACUUCUUGAGCCGGAGCUCCCUGGAACCAGAGUACAUGCAGACGGAGGAGGUGGAUCUGCAUCGUCAGAAACACCCGGCGUGCACCACCGCUACUUUCCAACUUCAUGAGAACAUCAGGGACAAACUGCGGCCAAUCUCAUUGGACAUCACCCACACGAUCCAACCCGUGCCCCCGCGCAGACACUCAGCCAACAGGCUGGAGAAACUGGGUCCUGUGCUCAAUGUGUCACCUUCCAACACGCUGCACUCGGAGGUGAACUUCCUGCGCGAGGGAUGCGGCCAGGACAAAAUAUGCCAGAGCAACAUGAAGCUGAGCUACCGCUUUGGAACGCGGCCUCUCACCUCUGACCUGUUCACCCCCCUGCCAAGGGACGAGGAUGACGUGCAGGUGUUCUCCUUGUCGGACCAGCGCGUGGUGGUGUUGGAGAUCACCGUCACCAACAUGCCCUCUGACCCAUUACGCCCCGAGGAGGACGGCGAUGACGCCCACGCCGCUCAGCUGCUGGUCUCUCUUCCGAAAACGCUGUCCUACGCUGGCUCCAGGGUGCCUGCUCAGAUGAGGUGUCAAGCCAACCAGAAUGGCUCCGACGUAGAAUGUGACCUGGGGAAUCCCGUGAAAAGAAACACCAAGUUAAAAUUCACCAUCAACUUGAGCACGGCGAACAUCACCAUUGAAACCACUGAGUUGACCGCCGAGCUCCAGCUGACUACCAUCAGCGAGCAGCCUGACCUGGCACCAAUCACGGCAGUGGCCAAAGUUGUAAUCGAGCUCCCUCUGUCUGUCAGUGGGCUGGCUCGUCCUCACCAACUAUUCUUCAGCGGUGCUGUUAAGGGUGAGAGCGCCAUGAGCAGUCUGGAGGACGUCGGCAGCCCGGUGGACUUUGAGUUUGUGGUGGCCAAUCCCGGACAAGCUCUGCAAACGCUUGGCUCCGCUUUCCUCAACAUUAUGUGGCCCUAUGAGCUAGCCAAUGGCAAGUGGCUCCUGUACCCAGUCAGCAUGAACUUCGAUGGCCAUUUGGCAUCACACUGUACUCCGGCGGAAGCGAUGAACCCUUUGAGUCUGCAUGGUCCCUCACCUGCGCAGCUUGUCAAUCAAACGGCUCGGCGAGUUCGCCGCUCCCACCUGGAUCUCGAAGGCCAAGAGACGAGCAGCGGCAGCGUGAAACGAACCGCUCCGGCUGUGGCUGCUUCCGAGAGACGCAAGUCACUCAAGCUGGAUUGUCUCCUGGGGUCAGCACGUUGCGUGCUCUUGCAGUGCCCCCUACACAGGUUCUCCGGACAGGCGGUGCUCAAGAUCCAUGGCAGGCUGUGGAACAGCACUUUCAUCGAGGAGUUCCCGACUGUUAGCGCUCUGGAGCUGCUGGUCAGAGCAGAAAUCACCGUCAAAUCCACCAUCAAACAUCUGCUCCUCAGGGAUGCUGCAGCACAGGUUCCGGUGAUGAUCUAUCCCGAGCCCGGUCUAGUGGAUCAAUACUCAAUCCCCUGGUGGAUCAUUCUCAUCGCCAUCCUGGCAGGCAUCCUUCUGCUCACCCUGCUGGUCUGCAUACUGUGGCGGUGUGGUUUCUUCCAACGGGCCCAUCUCAAAGACAAACUGCCUCAGUACCACGCGGUGAAGAUCCCUCGCCAGGAGCGGCCACAGUUCCAGACAGAGAAAUCUGGCAUUCAUAAAAAGGAAUGGACCACACACUGGAGCGAUGGGUCUUCUUAAACACACCCACACACACAUACAUCCUCAACCUACCACCCCCUUCUGAUCGUGUCACUCAUUUGGACAUACUGCAGUGGUGACACUAGCACAUUGCUGAAGACUGCAUCUUGAGUGAUUGUUUGGCCAUCGUGGUGUGUUUGAAGCAUAUAUGAUGAUUGUUAAACAUAUGGGACGAUGGUGAGGUAGCCUGUGACAAGGACUACUACUCUAUGUGUUGAUUUGUUUUUUGGUUUUGGUUUUGCCUGAACUGCUGUUGCAUUGAUGACCCAUAUGGGCAGUUUUUAUAUAAUAUUAUUAGUUUUAGUAUCUGCAAGGCAGACAGAUUGAAAUGGCCGAAAAUCAGUUCCCCUAAGUAGUGCUGGGUUUUUUUGUUGUUGUUGUUGUUUUGGGGUAUUUUAUUUUAUUUUUUAUUUUUUUUUGCUUUUUUGUGUGGGACCCUGGUUCUUGUGUAAGUUUACCAGAAAUCCUGGGCCUAAAAGUGGGUAUGGCAAAAACAUGCGAUUUAUGGGCAGACCUGAUUUCUGACAUAUUCCAAUUUCAUCCCAUUCACCCAAAACAUGCACACUGGUUGGUGUCAGAUUCAUUUUCAGGUUGGGCCAUGACUGUGAAAAUCAUCUAUACGCACACAUACACACACACACACACACACACACACACACACAUCUCACAACAGCAUUUGGCCCCGAUGCAUGCGGACUGUACAAGGAGUCCUCGCUUUAUAAGGAAAGGAAUGCAACUUGCACUUUCACCCUUGCCAGGGGUAAUAAAAUUACCCUCACAGUUUUCAUCAAUCUGGUGAGCAGCAACAUUUUCCUGAUUUUGAUCUUUUUCUCAUUUCACUUUUUCUUCUUGAAUAUUUCACAAUGAGUCAUCUUAAAUUCAUCAAUGAGUCCUCUUGCCGCUUGAGCGUCUUUAUUUUAAAUCUUUACCUGACUGAGACUGUUGUUUGCCGCUGACGACAAUCAGUUCAUUGUUGUUUGUUACCACGGAAACGUCAAAGAACACGUCUUCCUUUAAUACCCGCAAAAAUCAUGAUCUGUCGUGCGUUUCUGCAUUUCUGUGUGUGUGUGUGUGUGUGUUGUUCACCUUUUGAAUGAGCAGGUCCUGAUGGUCAAAGGUGGUCAGAUGUGGUUUUAGUUGUAAUGUGUAACGCAAUUUUUUUGUUUUGUUUUGUUUGGGACAGGUACAAAAGAUUUUACAAUUCAGUAGACGUUUCAAUACUCCAUAUAUUACCUAAAGAGGAUAUAUUAUGGAACGUGUGCUCUUUAAUUGUUUGUAUGUACAAACUAUGUAUAGUUGGGAGUUUCUGUCCAUUCAUCAAGUGUGAAAUUGAACAAACAAGUCCAUUUUGUUACCUGCUAUCCCCACUCGUGGUUUAGCGCAAUCGCCAUUCAUUUUUACAAUGGAUGUAAGGAGAAAAACGACAUCAAAGCAAAAAGGUAAGCAGACCUGAACUAACUUUUGUCAAACGCACAAAAAUGCUAGGUUGGAUUUGUUGACACGGUGGGAAUGGAGGCCUAAUUGCAUUUGACAAUGCAUCCGCUGCAUUGCACCACAAACCUGGAUCCUCAUAGUCGUUUCAAAAGCGUAAUUCUUUGUUCUUGAUGUCAUUGUCACAUGCAUCCAGCAGAGGGGGUGCUACACUAAGCAAACUGAGAGUUUUUGCUUUGGGUCACUUGAGGUGUUGAUCAUCCGGAUCAACGUGCAGGAAAUGGUUCUGACUCAGGCGGCAUUUCCUGUGUUGCUCAACAAUAUCCUCCAUUCCUGGUGUUUGCUUAUGAAAUAUGUUUUGGAAAUUAAAUAUGCGCAUAUUGAAUCUGAUCCGCUGUUAUGAAUCACUUGAUAAAACAGAUCUUUCAUAUGUUAUCAGAAAAGCGUCCAACAAACUCCUCUUAGAGUUUGAGGCAAUUUCAUGUUCAUGUCUCUGAAUAAACAAUUACUUCUAAA